This is a messenger RNA of Macrosiphum euphorbiae (potato aphid), 1452 nucleotides long. NCBI's taxonomy places the organism in Eukaryota, Metazoa, Arthropoda, Insecta, Hemiptera, Aphididae. The record is from the annotation of a GenBank genome assembly.
AUGGACGAUCUGAUCAAUCACUUUAAAACCCAUGACACAUCCCCUUUUUCAUGUGAUAUAUGCUUCAAAAUGUUUACACUUCGAACCAAUCUAUCCAAACAUAUUCGAAAUGCUCACAUUUCCGACAGUCAUACUCAUCAAUGCCGCGACGCCACGCAAAUGGGUGCCCAACUCCAACCAACAGUUCGCUCUACGGUUAUACACUGGUCACCCCCCGCUCCAACAUCUGACGUUCAACAACUAGCUAUACAGCCUGUGACGGUCGCUGCAACAGGUCAAGUGCACACAACCCUCGCGUCUCGUGUUCCAACACUCGACCACCUACAGGGUACCGCAACCACCUCUACUGCAACAGUUUAUGGAGGGGCGCCGUCAUUGAUGCCAUGGCGUUAUUCCGAGUAUUCGAUUGAAAAUAAUAAGAUACAAAAGGACAGUAUACAAUCGGUGAAUAUGGGCGGCUUUAUCGAAAUCGAUUCAUCGCUUCAACGCAUGAGCGUAUGGUAUUUUAGAAAAAAUUUUUACAAUAUCACCAGUUUUCGCAUUUUUCUACACUCCAUAGAGUCGGAAUUGAUUGAAAAAUUAAGAGAACGUGUGGGUGUUCACCCAAUUCAAUACGAUCUCAAGUUGGAGGCCACCUAUGUCAUAACUAAAGAAGUAAACAAUAUCACCGAAAACCACUCGUUUAAAACUCCAGCUAGACAAUUAUUUGUGUACAGUAACGUCGCGGGUUUGGUCGAUUGCGAUUUUACUCUUCUUCUCACCAAAGAAAACAUUUUCUCUGGUAAAUAUAGCGGGGUCGCCUUUAUAUCGUAUUUUGGUGGACUGACCUUGGGCGUGCACCAGUACGACCCACCGAUAGUUAUGUGGUCAUACUUGACGUUGCCCGCAAGUAUUAUAUUUCAAAGGGCGGUCAUUAACCCACAAAGCAUUGAUCAGCAGUGCUUUAAGUGGGCUAUUCUGGCGAGACACGUAUCAAAGUACCGUCAUCGAGUAAGCACGAAUUAUUUUAACGAAGAGCACCGUUACGACUUUUCCGUGUUAUCCGUCCCCACGACUGUAUCGGAGAUAACAUUGUUCGAGCGAGCGAAUCCAGGUACGUCCGUAAACGUAUACAGUCUGAAAUAUAAUAGAACAUUGUCGACAAAACUGUUGGUGUACCCGCUGCGAGUGACCGACGAAGAGAUGCCAAAUCAUUUUGACUUGUUGUUGAUCGCUGGCCCGGAAAACCAACUUCAUUAUACAUACAUUUCAAACUUCUCGCGGCUCGUUAGUUCACAAAUAAAUAAAUGUAAUCGUCCUAUAGUUUGUUGCAAAAAGUGUUUCAAAACUUUUGACUCCAGGCCUAAGAAAUAUGCAUUUUGUGGUUCCGAAGCACUAGCACAGCAUCGCUUGGUAGGUAACUGUGUUUUCAAUCCAAAUACUGCAUUAAUGCCAUUUUCACCCAAUUCAUGA